This is a messenger RNA of Heteronotia binoei (common prickly gecko), 1265 nucleotides long. Its product is annotated as serine protease 1-like. Gene Ontology annotation, molecular function: serine-type endopeptidase activity. Bases 438 to 1205 code for a protein of 255 amino acids. The record is from RefSeq and is a predicted model, not a curated record. The transcript has 6 exons. Gene Ontology annotation, biological process: proteolysis. Lineage: Eukaryota; Metazoa; Chordata; Lepidosauria; Squamata; Gekkonidae.
AUUCCUUGUUGGAGCAGAGAUCAGAAGAUAGAGCCACUGCUUUGAGUCACAGCUCCAAGCUGUGAGGCAUCAAGGGAAUGGUCCUAGGCCUUCCUACUCUCCUGGCAUUUAGAUGGUAACAACUGUGCCAGUUACUCAGCUGUGCUUAGGACAACAACAUCAAAACAUCUUCCAUCUUGUGUUUCUCCAUCAGGGACUGCAGCGUAGGAAUUAACCACAGCGUACCAGAAAUAACACCGAUGGAAGGAUUGUUUACAUAAAUAAAUUCCAGUGGCAAUAUUCAGCAUCAUCAGUUGGGUGUGUGCAUGAGGACGGAGACUGGGCUGGUAUCAGUCGCUGACUCCCGCGGAUAUCCUAGAACAGUGCCUUGAGAAUCUUCUGCCCUGCAGCCAAUUCCACAGCAAGACUUGGGCUCCCGUUGAUCCAUCCGUGCAACGAUGAAGCUGUUCAUCUUUGGGCUUCUUGUGGUGAGCUCGGCAGUGUUUGCCCAGCCAGGUAACCGAAUCAUUGGUGGGUAUCCAUGCGGAGAACUCCAACGCCCCUACCAGGCGGCUCUUGUGUAUGGACGCAGAGGCAAUUGGAACAUUUAUUGUGGAGGGAGCUUAGUGCAUCCAUGCUGGGUCCUCUCUGCCGCCCACUGCAAACCCAAAAUAGGUAUGAGAGUGUGCCUAGGCAAGCAGAACUUGAAGAAGGUAGAAAAAACAGAGCAGUGCUUCAAAAUCGCUGAAGUUAAACAACACCCCAAUUACGAGAGACGAACCAAUGACAAGGAUUUCAUGCUUAUUCGACUUCGAUCCUGUGCCAAGCUCAGUGAUGCUGUGAAGACCAUUCCCCUGCCUUCCACGUGCCCUCCAGAUAAUGCAAAAUGCACAGUGUCAGGCUGGGGUACCAUAAGAUCUCCUCAAGCAAAGCUGCCAGAAAUUCUACAGUGUGCAGAUGUCAAAACUGUCCCCUAUCAGACAUGCAAUAAUGCGUAUCGGGGUGCCAUCACACCCUUCAUGAUGUGUGCGGGAGUCCCAGAGGGAGGCAUAGACUCCUGCCAGGGUGACUCUGGGGGCCCACUGGUCUGUGAUGGGAAGCUCGAAGGCGUGGUUUCUUGGGGGACCUAUGUAUGUGCACAGAAAGGAAAUCCAGGAGUCUAUAGCAAAGUCUGCUGUGUGGUGCCAUGGAUCAAAGACACAAUAAAAAAGCAGGGCAAAUGCUGACCCAAACUUACAAAGCAGGACUCCGGGAAGAAGGAACCUCAGCACCACAAGACCAGCCUC